UCAAAAUAUGACCUGACGUUUCCCGCCAGUUUCAAAUUGGACGAUUUCGCUGUCAACAGCCCCAGAAAAGCCUAUAAAGGUAGCAUUCCUGUCUCCCUAGUCUGCAGAAUUCACCACCAGAAUGAAGACCAAGAAGUUAAGUCUCGUGGUGGCGGCCUGUAACAACAUGGGCAUCGGUGUGGACGGCAAAAUCCCCUGGACUCUGAGGGGUGACCUGAAGUUCUUCAGCAGACUGACAUCUGGGACAGAGGAAGAAGGGAAGCAGAAUGCAGUAGUGAUGGGGAGGAAGACUUGGUUCUCCAUACCUGAUCGCUUCAGACCACUCCCCAAGAGACUUAACGUUGUUUUGAGUCGCAAUCUCACAACACCACCAGAGGGCGCUCAUCACCUGGCAGGCAGCCUGGAGGAAGCCGUGAAGAUGUUGACUGAAUCUCCAGUGGCAGACUCUGUAGACAAAGUCUUCAUCAUUGGAGGCAACUCAGUGUACAAGGAUGCCUUGAGCCACCCCAGCUGUCACAGAGUCUACCUUACCAGGGUGUAUAAGGACUUCACAUGUGAUACCUACUUCCCAAGUAUGGACAAUAGCUUUAAACUUGUCAGUGACCCUGGAAUCCCCUCUGAGAUGCAAGAAGAAAACGGCAUUGAGUAUAAGUAUGAGGUGUAUGAGAAGGUUGAAUGAGUGGGCCCUGUAUGCUGCCUUGAGGAACACAGGAUUGUGAAACAGCCACAUUCCUCUGUUGUCUAAAAGUUAAGCUUAAACUGGUCUGUGCUCUCAAUGCUGUAGAUAUCUGUAUCAGUUUAGCCGGUAUAACUGCCCUUUGGUGUAGCACACCAGCUAUAAAACUAAAGAAUGCUUUUGGUAAAGCACAAGACUCCUGGAUUUUAAAAACAAAAACUAGGUUACCACAAAGCUUGAAGCCACUAGAGGUUCCCAUUAUUUGUUACUUAAAUGAAGCUCAAUGACAUGUAUAUUAAGGACUUAUGAAUCAAAAUAGACCUCAAAGGUCUAUUUUGAUUCCGCUUGCAUCUAGAAUAUCUUUCUGGUGGAGGUCACUAAGUAGUUAACAUACU
Molecule: messenger RNA, 1071 nt
Organism: Branchiostoma belcheri (Belcher's lancelet)
Lineage: Eukaryota; Metazoa; Chordata; Leptocardii; Amphioxiformes; Branchiostomatidae
Product: dihydrofolate reductase-like
Exons: 6
Coding region: 122-679 (185 amino acids)
Biological process (GO): folic acid metabolic process; glycine biosynthetic process; tetrahydrofolate biosynthetic process
Cellular component (GO): mitochondrion
Molecular function (GO): dihydrofolate reductase activity; NADP binding
Source: RefSeq, a predicted model, not a curated record